GAUUCCUAAAUAAGAAUCCGACCAGUGCCAUACGGACGUAGAAUGCACCACACGUAUAGUACGGCCUCCGCUGCCCGUUGCUCCUUUGCCGAGUAAUCGAAAAUAAUCAAAUUGUUAAUAUUAAAACCGGACCGUCGCAUUCCAAUCGUUUAUCUGACGGCGUCAGUUUUAUUGUUUUUAUUUUACCGUAUCUUAACUAUAAAUAGCGACCGACGUUUGCGGAUUGGCCGAACACGAAUUGGAUGAAAACUAGCUCGAAUGGGAAGGCGAAAUGUGCAAUCAAAAUUUUGAAGUCGGAGCAAGUUAAUCGCACAUAAUUCUAUCCAGUGACCUUGUAACCUAAACACCUGUGACGAAUCACACCUAACAAUAGCUACGCGUGCCGUGCAGACUACAAUCAUUAUGUCUUCGGUGGACGGACAACAGCAACAACAGUUGACCGGUUCGCCUGUGGCGGUGGUUCAGACUGGGUGCCAAGACAUCCCGUCGCCGACCUCCAUGCCGGCGCCCGGUACUCUCCCGUCUCCUCAUCCGCAGGCCGUGAUGUCGCCAAACGCCGCGCAGGACAUGCCUCCUCAAAGCUCGUCGCCGGUGAUGUUAGCCACCAUGCAACCCGUCAGCGUUGACGAAUUUUCGUCGGCCAACGAAGACUAUCACCAUCAGCAACAAGCUCACCUUCAACAUCAUCAGCAGCAGCAAGACGACCCAUUGGAUCAGAAGACCGUCAUAUACAUACCGGGCACAGAUCCGCAGCAGACCAUCAUCUACGACCCACAGAAUCCGGGCUCGCUGCCGCCGGGUAUCACCAUCCAACAAGAGUCGUCCAACGGCACGGCCGUGUCCGUACUGGUUCACCAGAACCAGGCCGGGCAGCAGUACCUGGGAGCGCCGGGAACCACCGUGUUGGUCAUGCAGGAGCUGGUCGACGACAUGGGUCACAUGCUGCAGCAGAACACCAGGAGACGGCGACGUGGUAGCGAUCACCAACAGGAGGAUCGACAGCAGCACCACCAGCGCGAAGACAACGAGCGGCGGCACCACCACGGCGACGGCGUAAUGGCCGAUUCCGAGACGGGCCCCGGCGUGGCCGAACAGCCCGCCGAACCUGGCGGCUGGAGACCCUCGUACUACGAGCAUCCACUGACCGCGGCCACGUCGGCCAUGCUUAACAUAUCCGGCGCAGACGAACAGCAACAGCAACAAUCAGACGGGCAGCAACAAGUGCAGAGCGGCGCCGUGCCCCUCAGCUUUGUCUACGAGUACUAUAAGCUACCUCAUAUCGCGGCGCCGGCCAGCAACAUCGACCCCAAGGACAAGCUUGCCGACAUUUGGCAGCCGACUUCUUCACCAAACGGUUCGUUAUUAUCGUCCCAGUUGAAACCCUCCAACGGACUUACUGGAUUGGAAAUUGGCGGAUCCCAACUGAGUGAUCUUCAAGGUCUAUUCCUACAUCAGCAGCAGCAGCAGCAGCCGUUAAAAAGAGAACCGGAAGACCUGAGCCACCACCGGGGAGCCAAAAACAAUGCGGACGCGUUGAACAAGGCCGGACGGCCCAAAGUGGUGUUGGUCGCGCCGGGUAAUCACGCGCAAGAGCUGGUCGUUGACGUGGUCAACAACAACAAUAACAAUCAAACCAAUAACAAUAACAACAGCGGUAGCAUUAAGGAAGAAUACGGACACUCGCCGCCACAACACAACAACCGGUCGAUAAACGGUACGCCGUCGUCCACCUCUUCUCUGAUCGCGGAUAUGAACCCUCCGCCACCUUCGAUCGAACUCAUCGCCACCCCCGACGGACUCAAGCCAAUGUACGGCACACACAUUUUCACGGCCAUGUCUGGUCAACACACAGACAGCGGCACGCCGUCUCCAAACUCUUAUGAACAUUCGCAGUACACGACGUCGUCGGUGCUUGGCGCCAAUCCCGGGUACAUCACCACGUCCGCGGGACGAGCGCCAUUUUCCGACCCCUAUUACCGUGAAUACUUUGGCGGUGCAGCCGCUCCCGAGCCUUAUGCCACUCAAAUUAGACAGACCGCUUCCUAUGGUAGCGACGCUUCAGACGCCGGUGCUGUUGCAAACGCCGCUGCAACCGCUUCCUUUGUUGAACGAUAUGUCCGUCAAAGUUCAUACAACAACAAAGGCGUGAUAGCGGCCGCUGGUCUUACCGUCGACUUACCAUCGCCCGACAGCGGUAUUGGAGCCGACGCCAUCACUCCCCGCGAUCAAAAUACCAUUCAACAGUCUUUUGACUACAGCGAAAUGUGUCAAACUCCGAGUAUGCUCGCAGAACACCAACCUCAAAGAACACCUUCCAGCGGCCGGUCGAGACCGUGGCACGACUUUGGCAGGCAAAACGACGCCGACAAAAUCCAAAUACCAAAAGUAUUCUCAAACUACGGAUUCCGGUACUUCUUGGAAUCUCCGAUCUCGACCAACCAGAGGCGCGAAGAUGACCGAGUGACGUACAUCAACAAAGGUCAAUUCUACGGUAUCACCAUGGAAUACAUACCGGACCCCGACAAGCCGUUGACCAGCCAAACAGUCAAGAGCGUGGUAAUGUUAAUGUUCAGAGAGGAGAAAAGCCCCGACGAUGAAAUCAAAGCGUGGCAGUUUUGGCAUGGUAGACAGCAUAGCGUCAAGCAGAGGAUACUCGAUGCCGAUACGAAAAACAGCACCGGACUGGUGGGAUGCAUCGAAGAAGUAUCACACAAUGCUAUAGCCAUCUACUGGAAUCCUCUGGAAAGUCCGGCAAAAAUCAACGUCGCUGUUCAAUGUCUGAGUACAGAUUUCAGCAGCCAAAAAGGCGUAAAGGGCUUACCAUUACACAUUCAAGUUGACACCUAUGAAGAACCUAGAGACGGUCCAGUGUGUCACAGAGGAUACGCCCAAAUUAAAGUUUUCUGUGAUAAGGGAGCCGAAAGAAAAACCAGAGACGAAGAACGCAGAGCAAACAAGAGAAAAAUGACGGCAACCGGACGCAAGAAGAUCGACGAACUGUACCAUCCCCCGUGUGAACGGUCAGAGUUCUAUUCCAUGAGCGACCUAAGCAAACCCCCAGUGCUUUUUUCGCCGGCAGAAGACAUAGACAAAUUGACGUCGAUGGAACUUCAAGGAUUCUACGGGCACGACACCGACACGUCCAGCCUGUCCAACGGCGAACCAGGGUCGCUUAAACACGCUUCGCCAUUCCUAUUACACUCCGGAGUAGCCAACAAACCAGCUGUCGCCACGACGCAAACGCUCAAGUUCCACAACCAUUUCCCGCCAGAUACGCACAGCGUAUGUUAUUACAACAGCGAGAAAAAAGAAGUGCUGGACCAGAGCGGACUAACCACUGACGGAACUGUGUUCUCGAGUCCGCCCAACAAACGGUCCAAACUUGUGCCGCCCAUCAACGAGCGAGUAAUGCUGUACGUCCGGCAAGACGCCGAAGACGUGUACACUCCCUUACACGUCAUACCACCAACGACCCAAGGACUUUUGAAUGCUAUUGAGGCUAAGUACAAAAUUUCUGCUUCAAGCAUUAGUAACAUGUAUCGAAAAAACAAAAAAGGGAUUACGGCCAAAAUUGAUAACGACAUGCUCAAGUAUUAUUGUAAUGAAGAUUCAUUUUUAUUAGAAGUUAGACAUGCAGAAGACAAUGAAAAUAUGUUAGACAUAAUAUUAAUAGAAUUUUUUGACCACUGAAAAUAGCCAACAAAUUAUCUUGUUUUUGACAAACAAAAUCAUCAAACAAUUCCUAUCUCAAUUUACCAAUAUUAUGCUCAUCGCUCAUAAUAUGAACAUGUUUUAUUUAAAAAAUAUGUAAAUAAUCAUUUAUCCAAGUUAAUAUAUAUAUAUAUAUAUAUAUUAUAUAGAUUUAAAUAAAUGAAUAGACUUUAGCCAUUUGUACAUAUUUUAAUUCCAUAUAAACAUAAUAUGUUUAUAUUUUAACACCAUUUUUUGGACAUCCAUGACAUUGUAUUUAUUGUGAUGUUUAUUUUUAGUGUGUUAUAUUUAACACUAUUUUCAAAGAAAGUUAUAUUUGUUGCACACCUUAUGCUCAGUCAAUUUUAUUUUUAAGUUGUUUUCAUAAAAGCAGUAUUAUAGAGAUUUAUUUGUCAAUUUAAUUAGAAUAGAUUUUUUUAAUAUAUUUAAAAUAAUAUUCCAUUUAAAGCAAAUCUUAUGAUAAAUGUGAUACGAAUAAAUAGCAUUUGACUACUUAGCAUUUAAUUUUUAAGAUUUUUAUUAAAACUCGGUCGAUUGUGAUUUAAAUAUUGUAACCUAAAAGUAUUAAAAUGACAGUAGUUUGCUCAAUUUCGCUGAGAACAAAUAAGUUGUGAAACCAUGACAAUAUAUUGUUGUAUUUCUAAUGUUUGCUCAUUUAAUUUCGUUAGUAAUUUACCUUUUUUGUUCUUUUAUUAUUAUUAUUAUUAUUAUAAUUGAGGGGCGAGGAUACUAUUAUUAUAAUAAGAAACAUAGAUCAAAACAGAUUUUGCCAUGUUACUUGAAAUAAUAUUUUUAAUAUUUUUAUUUUUUGUAUUUAUCUUUUUAUUUGUACAUAAAAUAAAUUGUAGGUUCAAGCAUUUUUAAUUAAUGUAGUAUUAAUUAGUGUAUGUAUUUAAAAGUAUUAUGUUUUGUUUUUAAUUAUCUAUUGUAAUUAUAAGUUCAAGUUAAUUCAUGUUAUAUUUUAAUAUUACCCAAAUUUAUAUCAAAUAAUUAUGUUAGUUGUAAAUAUUAUUUAAUAUUCAAAAUUCAUUGAAUAUUAUUUAAACGUAUAAACAUUCCAGUUAAUUUUUAUUGUUGGUCUACUUAUUAGUAAAAUUAUAAUUCUUGCCAUUUUUUUAUUUGACAAUAAUACGAAAUCCUGAGAUCUGUUAAAUUCUAAAAUCUAGUUGUCAAAAUUAUAAAAAAAAAAAUUAAUUGCCAAAAUUAGUAACAUUUAAUAGAAACUUUGAUCUCACAUCGCUGAAAAGCUGGUUAUUCAAUUUAAGACAUUUUUAUUAUCAAAAUUAUUUUUUUAAACAUAUUAAAGUAUUUAAUGUUUAUUAGUAAUGUAGUGUUAAAUUUAAUUUAGGCCAAAAACAUCACACAUGACAUUUUUUUGUGCAAUUUUUCAGUGAAUAUAUAUAUAUUUUUUUUAUUAACUGAAAAUAUUAGAAUGUCUAAUCUAUUUAGAGUGCCAUUAUUUUUAUUUUUAUUAAUUAUUUUACUACAUAAUAUUUGAUGAUAUUUUUCUUAUAAGAGAAAUACUUUUCCACUUAUUAAAAAGGCACAGUUUAUUACUUUCAUAAUAAUUUUUUUCUUUGUCUUUUUGCUUCAUACAGUAAAAAGACUUGGUCAUUAUUUGUCUUAACCAUAUGAUUGUCAAUAAUUUAAUUGUAGAUUAAUAAUGUAUCAUUAUAUUUUAUGUUCAAAUGUUUGUUGCCUUUUGUAUUAAAUAAAAUGGCAUUUUUGCAAUACUAUAGAAA
Messenger RNA from Daktulosphaira vitifoliae (grape phylloxera), 5453 nucleotides. It is a transcript of the gene grh, whose product is annotated as protein grainyhead. Gene Ontology annotation, cellular component: nucleus. The record is from RefSeq and is a predicted model, not a curated record. Bases 403 to 3690 code for a protein of 1095 amino acids. Gene Ontology annotation, molecular function: DNA-binding transcription activator activity, RNA polymerase II-specific; RNA polymerase II cis-regulatory region sequence-specific DNA binding. Gene Ontology annotation, biological process: regulation of transcription by RNA polymerase II. The transcript has 15 exons. Lineage: Eukaryota; Metazoa; Arthropoda; Insecta; Hemiptera; Phylloxeridae.